UACACCAACCAAACUGGACUGGAUGGGCUGCAAUUACUUGAAAGUUGGUGCAUCGCUGUUGAUCUUGGCACCGUCGACAUCACCUGUGUUUCAGAAUCCCACGUUUAUGGAUGGCCCAGUCACAGCCUGAGGCAAAUCUGAUCAAUUCGUUGAACAUGAGGCACAGCCUCUUCAAGACCCAACGACUGACACCCCACACUCAUCACUAUCUUCAUGGAACGUCUUUUCACCUCACCUUACGGUAUAUAACAACACUGACUCACCAAUGUUGCCAAGUUCAGCCGAUAAGCCACUGAAGAAUCAAAUGAGUGAACCGGGGGCAGAGAAGCUGUAACGUUCGAGGCUUAUUCAAACUCCUUCCAUUUUUUCUAUCAUUCGCUCCACGGCAUCUCUCAUCAAUUUGAUAUCAUGGACCCCUCAUCACCGCCGCCGCCAGCCUACUCAGAAAGGCCUCCAAUACCUCCCCGAAAGCCAGUCAACUCCUCAACUUCAGCGAUUUACCAGACACCACCUUCUGCUGCGUCUUCAUCGACAUCAACUCCUGGACCAUACAUGCAUACUCUUUCUUCUGGACCAUGGCUUGGCCCAGAUCCACGAUCUUCGUCCACACAGUCUCUGCUACCCGACACUUCUCGAGAUAGCCAGGCCGCAACCCCUGCUGAUUACCUAGGUCGGCGCAAACUUCUGAUCAUCUACAUUCAUGGAUUCCUAGGCAACGACCAGUCUUUUCGAUCGUUUCCUGCCCAUGUUCAUGCUCUUCUGGCCAAUCUCCUCGCCGAGUCUCAUGUCAUUCACUCAAAGAUUUAUCCGCGGUACAAGACCUAUCGCUCAGUAGGCGUCGCACGAGAUAACUUCAGCGAGUGGCUUCGUCCCCAUGAGUCCCCAAACACUGAUGUAGUUCUUGUUGGGCAUUCGAUGGGAGGUAUCCUGGCUGCCGACGUUGUACUUAUGCCCAACCCAAGUCCAUAUGGUUUAUACCCUUUCAAGCACCGAAUUAUAGGACAUGUAUCUCUGGAUUGUCCAUUCAUUGGCCUUCAUCCUGGUAUCGUUGUGUCUGGUAUAACUAGCUUAUUUAAACCCGCACCAACACCACCACAAGAUAGCAACCAGAAAGGCACCAGUGGCACAACUCCCAAUAGCCCUGAGGCGUCAAUCCCUGGUGACCCCAGUGUCUCCUCACUAUAUCUCACCAACUCUCAAAGCACUGAUCCUGGAUCAUCCACAAGCCUUCCGUCAAUUGCAUCCUCGUCUCAGCCGCAACGUGAUCCCUUCGCUAACCAGCCCUACUUCAACCAACCUUUCUUCAACGACUCGGGCUUGCAAGAACGCCCUUUUGUGCAACGGAUGUUUCACUUCGCCAACAAGUAUCGUUCCGAGGGGUUGAUACAGGCUGCCGCCAAACACAUAUUCUCAUACCUUGAGUUUGGCAGCUGCCUUGCUGACCCGACAGGACUUGAGUCCCGGUAUCGCAAGAUACGUGCCCUGGAAGAUAUUGAUGAUCUCCAAACAGGAGAGAUGAACCAGGGCUCAGAUAGACCUUUGACAAGAGUUCGCUUCGUCAACUACUACACUCUGUGCACCGGGCGCCCAAAAUCACCUAAAGCAAGCCCCGAUGUUAGUAGCCCCCAGCUUAGUACAGCCAACACAACUUGUCCCGAAACGAGAUAUGCCCAGUCGAACAGUUCAGCAUCUUCGUCCUCCGUGGAAUUGGACUUUCUACCAAACAAGAUAAGCAUCGACGAACGGAUCCAGCCCCAUACCCGACAGGAGAGUCCUUUGCCUAUCAUCACCUUGGAGCAUCGUGAUACCAUGGGGAAUUCUAGGGAUCACCAAACUUUACUAGAUUCAGAUGCAAAAGCUCGGGCGUCGGAUACCACAAUAAAAGACAAUCCAGUCGAUGAUUACGAAGCUUUAGCUUCUGAUAUUAAUCGGUUGUCCAUGCAGAGCAUUGAUCCCACGCCAAUUGACGAGGAAUCUCUUGCUCAUCCUCUGCCUGAUACUGCUACUCUUACCUUCCAGGACGAAGCGCCUAUUGACGCCAAGGGAACAAAUAAUUCAUUACCAGGAAAAGAAGAGGCAGAUCUGCCUCCUCUCCCUGAUCCCCCAACAACCCCGGAUAUACCCGACCCCAGUUUGUACACGGAAAAAGAUGAGCGCAAGCAAGUUGAACGUGAGGCCAAGCGCAUUAGACGUGCCCACGAGAAUGCCCUGAAAGACCAUGCCAAGGCAGUACGAGAGCGUGAGAAACUCAUCGAAAAGCGCCAGAAGCGUUCACAAAAGGAGGCAGAAAAGGCCCUGAAAGAAGCUGCUCGACAGGAAAAGGAAGCUCUCAAGGAAUCGCAACGGAAAGAGAAGGAAUCGCAAAAAGAAGAGCAAAGUCUUAUCAAGGAAGCUUCUGAGCACGAAAACGAGGCUCAGAAGAUGCAAGAACAUGAAGAUACCCAGCGGACCAAAAAUCUUGAAAACCAAUACGAACUUGAAGCCGAAGCCGAAGCCGAAGCCAUCACGAAGGCUCGUGGCCUUAAGUCAUCAAAACCUCGGAAACUCCGAAAAUUCUGCAAUCUGCCUACCAAGGGUGGCAGAAUAGAUGAUCCAACGUGGGUCGACAUCUACAUGGCAGACGUGGACGAAGUCGGUGCACACUGUGGUCUUUUCUUCGCGGGGCAACAUUAUGAGAAGCUCGUUGGUGAUGUUGGCAACAGAAUCAUGGGGUGGGUGCAAGAUGACAUGACCAAAAGGACAAUUCAAGACAUGGAGAAGGGAACAUUUAAGUGACCGAGUGUUGAAUGCAUGCUGUAAGUAUGAUCAGGAUAAUACAGAUACCCAUAUGUGCGAGUGGCAGAAAGCGAUACCCGAGCAUUGGGGAGGAGCCAGAAUAAGAUCAAGAACUUUCAGGAAGCCAAGCAUACUUGAGCAAAAGCUUCCGAAGUUAAAUCUGAAGCAGCCCAAGUAUUUUUUUCUUUCAUUUAUAUCAUAACAAAGGUCUACCACCCAACUAGAGG
Molecule: messenger RNA, 3002 nt
Organism: Fusarium odoratissimum NRRL 54006
Lineage: Eukaryota; Fungi; Ascomycota; Sordariomycetes; Hypocreales; Nectriaceae
Exons: 2
Coding region: 409-2775 (788 amino acids)
Source: RefSeq, a predicted model, not a curated record